AGUGAUCACUCUCGAUAUUAUGUAUUAGGUGAAUUGAUUGCGAGAAUAACGCCAAAAAUACGAGCCGAAUGUGCGAAGAAUGGAGUGACCGUGCCCGGUCUCGUUGAUAUGAUACUGAAGCAUGUCUAUCCGAGUCGAACCAUCAUUCCGGGUCGUUAUUUCCGACCGAUGAUGGUGUUCGCCGAAGAACACAACUUGAAACGGCUACUCCUCAGUCUUGGAGAGAUGGUUUGUUUGGAGCCACCGCUAACUGCCGAGCAAAUGUUGGAGCAUCUGCAAUUGGCCGAUCGUUAUGAUUUGAAAAAUUUACGCCGUGCUUGUCUUCUACGAAUCGAAGGAAGUUUCAAGUCUCGGGCUUCCAAACUGAUGACGUUACCCGAAUACAAAGAGCUCCCCGAGAAAAUACGUGAGGAAAUCGAGGACAGACAUUGCUCUGGAUGGGCAUUGCAAGAUGGACAUCUGGCCGGGCUGCCGACAAAUCAUUUGAUAAGAGAAAUAACGUUGACAGAAGGUGGCCCACAAUCCCAGUCGAACGAUACGGGCGGCUUGANCCGACAAAUCAUUUGA
Molecule: messenger RNA, 567 nt
Organism: Anisakis simplex (herring worm)
Lineage: Eukaryota; Metazoa; Nematoda; Chromadorea; Rhabditida; Anisakidae
Source: the annotation of a GenBank genome assembly